Fusarium oxysporum Fo47 is the source of this 567-nucleotide messenger RNA. RefSeq names its product MADS-box domain-containing protein. Gene Ontology annotation, molecular function: DNA-binding transcription factor activity, RNA polymerase II-specific; protein dimerization activity; RNA polymerase II cis-regulatory region sequence-specific DNA binding. Lineage: Eukaryota; Fungi; Ascomycota; Sordariomycetes; Hypocreales; Nectriaceae. The transcript has 2 exons. The coding region runs from base 1 to 567 and encodes 188 amino acids. Gene Ontology annotation, biological process: positive regulation of transcription by RNA polymerase II. The record is from RefSeq and is a predicted model, not a curated record.
AUGGGAAGAAGACGAAUUGAGAUCAAGAAGAUCAUUGACCAGCGGGCCCGCAGAGCUACAUUUGGCAAGCGAAAGUCAGGUCUUUUUAAGAAAGCAUGGGAGUUCGGAGUUCUUACUGGAAGCAAAGUAUAUGUGGUCAUCGAGGAUGAAAGAAAGACACAAUACUCGUUCACGACGAAUAAGGAGGACUUAUAUCUAAAAUAUCACGAUAUCGAUCCUGAAAAUCGAGUGGCGCCUCAAGACUUUGGGGAGUCAGCUGAAUCUCCAGAGACGCUCUCAUCAGCAACUGGAGCAAUAGUAGGUGCUACAAGACAGCAACCAAAGACGCAAAUGAGCAACAAUAACGAUAUCGAAGAGUUGCCUGACGCGUUCUCAUCGGAAAGCCUUCUGCUUUUCACCACGAGAUAUCCAAUGUUACUUACCGACUUCGGCUUCAUUCAUCGAUCCGAAUAUGCUCAGUAUAGGUGGGGAUGCGCUCGAUACAGACCAAGUCGACAUUUUGUCACUCAACGUGCCAGGGCUAUUCUCCCCAGUAAUCUCUGGCUUGGGUUUUCAACCAUUAUCUGA